This is a messenger RNA of Closterium sp. Naga37s-1, 2841 nucleotides long. The record is from the annotation of a GenBank genome assembly. Lineage: Eukaryota; Viridiplantae; Streptophyta; Zygnematophyceae; Desmidiales; Closteriaceae.
AUGUUAUUUCACUUUCAGCAUCCUCUAGCAAAGUCUCCUCCCAUUUCCUUUCAUGUUAUUUCACUUUCUUCAUCCACUAGCAAAGUCUCGUCCCUUUUCCCUAGUCCUUGUGUCUUCUCCUUGUCUCCUCUCCCUCACAACCCCCCAGAGCAGCGGCGCCUCGCCCUCACAGCCUCCAAGAGCAGCGGCGCCUCUCCCUCACAAACCCCCAGAGCAACGGCGUUUCUCCCUCACAGCCCCCCAGAGCAGCCGCGCCUCUCCCUCACAGCCCCCCAGAGCAGUGGCGCCUCGCCCUCACAACCCCCCAGAGCAGCGGCGCCUCUCCCUCACAACCCCCCAGAGCAGCGGCGCCUCUCCCUCACAGGCCCCCAGAGCAGCGGCGCCGCUCCCUCACAACCCCCCAGAGCAGCGGCGCCUCUCCCUCACAAUCCCCCAGAGCAGCGGCGCCUCCUCCUCACAACCCCCCAGAGGAGCAGCGCCUCUCCCUCACAGCCCCCCAGAGCAGCGGCGCCUCUCCCUCACAACCCCCUAGAGCAGCGGCGCCUCUCCCUCACAACCCCCCAGAGCAGCGGCGCCGCUCCCUCACAACCCCCCAGAGCAGCGGCGCCUCGCCCUCACAACCCCCCAGAGAAGCAGCGCCUCUCCCUCACAGCCCCCCAGAGCAGCGGCGCCGCUCCCUCACAACCCCCCAGAGCAGCGUCGCUUCGCCCUCACAACCCCCCAGAGCAGCGGCGCCUCUCCCUCACAACCCCCCAGAGCAGCGGCGCCUCGCCCUCACAACCCCCCAGAGCAGCGGCGCUUCGCCCUCACAGCCCCCCAGAGCAGCGGCGCCGCUCCCUCACAACCCCCCAGAGCAGCAGCGCCUCGCCCUCACAACCCCCCAGAUCAGCGGCGCCUCUCCCUCACAAUCCCCCAGAGCAGCAGCGCCGCUCCCUCACAACCCCUCAGAGCAGCGGCGCCUCUCCCUCACAGCCCCCCAGAGCAGCGGCGCCUCUCCCUCACAGCCCCCCAGAGCAGCGGCGCCUCUCCCUCACAAUCCCCCAGAGCAGCGGCGCCUCUCCCUCACAAUCCCCCAGAGCAGCGGCGCCUCUCCCUCACAAUCCCCCAGAGCAGCGGCGCCUCGCCCUCACAACCCCCCAGAGCAGCGGCGCCUCUCCCUCACAGCCCCCCAGAGCAGCGGCGCCGCUCCCUCACAACCCCCCAGAGCAGCAGCGCCUCGCCCUCACAACCCCCCAGAUCAGCGGCGCCUCUCCCUCACAAUCCCCCAGAGCAGCAGCGCCGCUCCCUCACAACCCCUCAGAGCAGCGGCGCCUCUCCCUCACAGCCCCCCAGAGCAGCGGCGCCUCUCCCUCACAACCCCCCAGAGCAGCGGCGCCUCUCCCUCACAACCCCCCAGAGCAGUGGCGCCGCUCCCUCACAACCCCCCAGAGCAGCGGCGCCUCGCCCUCACAACCCCCCAGAGCAGCGGCGCUUCGCCCUCACAACCCCCCAGAGCAGCGGCGCCUCUCCCUCACAAUCCCCCAGAGCAGCGGCGCCUCUCCCUCACAACCCCCCAGAGCAGCGGCGCCUCUCCCUCACAACCCCCCAGAGCAGCGGCGCCUCUCCCUCACAGCCCCCCAGAGCAGCGGCGCCUCUCCCUCACAGCCCCCCAGAGCAGUGGCGCCGCUCCCUCACAACCCCCCAGAGCAGCGGCGCCGCUCCCUCACAACCCCCCAGAGCAGCGGCGCCUCGCCCUCACAACCCCCCAGAGCAGCGGCGCCUCUCCCUCACAGCCCCCCAGAGCAGCGGCGCCGCUCCCUCACAAUCCCCCAGAGCAGCGGCGCCUCUCCCUCACAGCCCCCCAGAGCAGUGGCGCCGCUCCCUCACAACCCCCCAGAGCAGCGGCGCCUCUCCCUCACAGCCCCCCAGAGCAGCGGCGCCUCUCCCUCACAACCCCCCAGAGCAGUGGCGCCGCUCCCUCACAACCCCCCAGAGCAGCGGCGCCUCUCCCUCACAGCCCCCCAGAGCAGCGGCGCCUCUCCCUCACAACCCCCCAGAGCAGUGGCGCCGCUCCCUCACAACCCCCCAGAGCAGCGGCGCCUCGCCCUCACAACCCCCCAGAGCAGCGGCGCCUCUCCCUCACAGCCCCCCAGAGCAGCGGCGCCGCUCCCUCACAACCCCCCAGAGCAGCGGCGCCUCUCCCUCACAACCCCCCAGAGCAGCGGCGCCUCUCCCUCACAAUCCCCCAGAGCAGCGGCGCCUCUCCCUCACAAACCCCCAGAGCAGCGGCGCCUCUCCCUCACAACCCCCCAGAGCAGCGGCGCCUCUCCCUCACAACCCCCCAGAGCAGCGGCGCCUCUCCCUCACAAUCCCCCAGAGCAGCGGCGCCGCUCCCUCACAACCCCCCAGAGCAGCGGCGCCUCGCCCUCACAUCCCCCCAGAGCAGCGGCGCCUCGCCCUCGCAACAGGGGUAGUGCACCCGUUCUGUUUGCGACUUACAGAGUGGGACACUCUCUCGCUGCUCUAGUGCCGUGGGCCACUGUCGCCAUGCGCUUUCCCCGUUCCCCCCUCCCACCACGAUUCAACCACUCCAUUUUCGCUGUGCCCCACCCAGCUGCGUUCCCCCCCCACCCAGCUGCGUUCCCCCCCCACCCAGCUGCAUUCCCCUCGCACCCGGCUGUGUUCCCCCCCCACCCUGCUGCGUCCCCCCCCCACCCUGCUGCAUUCCCCCCACCACCCAGCUGUGUCCCCCCCCCCCUCCCCCCCUCCCCACAGCUGCGUUCCCCCCUCACCCCCACCCAGCUGCAACAGUACUACCAUAUCAAGACAUGUGUAUUAUGGUACCCUGCUGUAUUUGUUUGA